Onychomys torridus (southern grasshopper mouse) is the source of this 1542-nucleotide messenger RNA. RefSeq names its product NME/NM23 family member 5 (gene Nme5). Gene Ontology annotation, biological process: CTP biosynthetic process; GTP biosynthetic process; UTP biosynthetic process. Gene Ontology annotation, molecular function: nucleoside diphosphate kinase activity. The record is from RefSeq and is a predicted model, not a curated record. NCBI's taxonomy places the organism in Eukaryota, Metazoa, Chordata, Mammalia, Rodentia, Cricetidae. Bases 357 to 995 code for a protein of 212 amino acids. The transcript is spliced from 5 exons.
AACACCAGAACGGAGGUGAGAGAUGGGAGGGUCUAGCUUGGAGAUUUCCCAAGGACUUGGGGAACUUACCUUGCAGUAACGCCUAAGCCUGUACAAAGUGGUUCCUGAGGAGUGAGGGCCCUUCGCUAGGGCAGCCGGCUCGGGCUUUCCCCUACUGGAGAGCGGCCUGAUACAGUCCAUCCUCCUGCCUCAGUGAAGCAGCGGCCAGGGCUCCACUUGGUGCUUGUAGGAAAACAUGGCAGUUUCCAUUUUCACAAAUUAGUCAAGCCUAGCACCAAAUACUGCCACAGGUUGGGGCUGUCACUGCAGUGGAUACCUGGUCAGGAGAUUCGUAAAUUAUCCCGGAAAGCGCCAGAAUGGAGGUGUCAAUGCCCCUGCCUCAGAUAUAUGUAGAAAAAACCCUAGCCAUUAUCAAGCCAGAUAUUGUUGACAAAGAAGAGGAGAUACGCGACAUUAUUCUCAGAUCUGGAUUCACCAUCAUUCAGAGACGAAAACUACAUCUGAGCCCUGAGCACUGUAGCAACUUUUAUGUGGAACAGUAUGGGAAAAUGUUUUUCCCAAACUUAACAGCUUAUAUGAGUUCUGGACCUCUUGUUGCUAUGAUAUUAGCUAGAUAUAACGCCAUCGCUUACUGGAAAGAACUUAUGGGACCAUCUAAUAGUUUACUAGCUAAGGAGACACACCCGGACAGUCUAAGGGCAAUUUACGGUACAGAUGAGCUACGGAACGCCCUUCAUGGGAGCAAGGACUUCGCUGCCUCAGAAAGAGAGAUUCGCUUCAUGUUUCCAGAAGUGAUUAUUGAACCCAUUCCAAUUGGACAAGCUGCUAAGGACUAUUUAAAUCUGUAUGUAACGCCAACCCUACUUCAAGGACUCACGGAGCUUUGUAAGCAGAAACCGGCAGACCCUUAUAUCUGGCUAGCCAAUUGGUUGUUGAAAAAUAAUCCCAACAAACCUAAACUUAGACAUUUUCCAGUACCAGAAGAAGAGCCUUAGCACACUCUGCAGGACAAGUGGCAACUGUCUUACUUAGAAAAGCUGUUCAUCUACUUUUUAAAAGACGCCUCCUUCCUUAUGGGUCGAGUAACUACAUGUGUAAUAAACUAUUUUUUCUUUACAUUAAAUAAACACAUAUGUGUCUUUGUGUGGGUAUAUGUCUGCAUGUGAGUACAGGAACCUGAGAAGGCCAGAGGCGUUGGAGCCUGUGGCGCUGGGGUCACAGGUCAUUGUAAGUCACCUGACAUGAGAAUUGGGAGCUCAACUAGGGUCUUCUGCAAGAGCAUAUGCAUUCUUUGACACUAAGUCAUCUCUCCAGCCCUAAAAUAUUCUUAAAAUACUUUCCUACCCUUUGUUCUUAGUGUGAAUAUUUGCCUGCAUGUAUAGUUGCAUGCCGUGUUAGUGCAGUACCGGUGAAGGCCAGAAGAGGCAUCAGAUCUCUUAAAACUCAUCACCACGCAGAUGCUAGGAAGGGAAUCUGGGUCCUCUGCAGAGCAGCAUGCGCUUUUUAGCAGCUGCAUCUUCUCUCCAGUCCCCCCCCAUAGAC